CUCGAGCAUGAGUAGUGAGUAGGCAUGUCUUCGACAGCUCCCGCAGAAAUCUAUGAAAUUUAUACAUUUCGGACCUCGUAACCGUUCAAAGUCCGUCGGAAACACACACUGAGUGACCGUCCCGCCUCAUGAGUGGAUGAAUGCCUCCCAAAACGACCAAACGACAAAGUGGGAAGACCACAACGCGGGGCCAUUCGAAACCCGGGCGUCUAUCGCCUCUCUACAGUCGUUCCGGAGUGUGUACGGCCAACGAAUUGCUGCUAUGGAGGACGGGCCAAACGAGUUCGACGAGAGACUGAGCCGCGCGGAAGCUUCCCCAAAACUCCGCUGGCUGAAGAGAACGACGCUUCGAGGGAGAAGGUGGCGCACUUGGAAAAACUGCACUGGACGGCAGAACAGACGCAUCGCAGGGAUAUCAGAAAAUGCGAAGGGCCCACGACUACUCAUCGACGUAGGGUCAAUGACGCCAACAAUCCGUCUGCUGUCUGUGACAAGUCUGUCAGGUUUACUACAUAGAUGACAAGGAGUGCGCUCAGAUGUAUGGGAGAGUGUGGGGCACGUAUGAGCUCAGGAGGCCCAUGUUGGCUGUGAUGGAGCCCGACAUGUUGAGAAGCAUCCUGGUGAAGGAGUGCUUCAACUACUUCACCAACCGGAGGGACCUUCGUCUGAACGGGGACCUGUACGACAUAGUGUCUAUUGCUGAGGACGAUCAGUGGAGACGCAUUCGUAACAUUUUCACCCCCAAUUUCACCUCUGGUCGUAUUAAAGAGAUGUUUGGCAUCAUGAAACAUCAUUCCCGCAAACUGAUAGACAAGCUGCGGCCCAAGGUGGACAAUAAUGAAGUCGUUGAAGUAAAAAGCUUCUUUGGACCCUACGGUAUGGAUGUGAUGGCAAGCUGUUCCAUGGGCGUGGACAUGGACUCGAUCAACAACCCUUCACAUCCCCUCCUCGCCCAUGCCUCAAACUUGUUCAACAUAUCCAUCCCCCUUUUCCUCCUCCAAGGAUGCUUUCCCUUCAUUAUUCCUCUCUUGAAGCUUUUGGGAGUCUCCCUUAUCCAAAAGUCUUCGUCUACUUUCUUUAGAACGGUCGUGGAGAAGGUCAGAGCAGAACGCAAUGAGAGCUCACCCCAGAGAGACAUCCUUCAACAUCUGGUCAACUCUAAGCCAGUCGAUGACUCCAGGGAAGAGAAGCAGAAAGAGGGUCUCAAUGAACAUGAGAUCAUUUCUCAAAUAUCAAUCUUGCUGAUGGCUGGUUACGAGACAACUGCCUCUGCUCUCAUGUUUCUGGCCUACAAUAUGGCAAGAAAUCCUGAAAUCAUGAAACGCCUGCAAAAGGAGAUAGACUCUACUUUCCCAAAUAAGGGUUCAGUCCAAUACGAAGCCCUGAUGCAGAUGGAAUACCUGGAUGCUGUGGUCAAUGAAAGUCUGAGGCUCUACCCUCCAAUUGCACGGAUCGAUCGGGUGGCCAAAGAAACUAUCAAGAUCAAAGAUAUCACAAUCCUGAAGGACAUGGUUGUUCUGGUUCCAGUCUACGCUCUGCACCAUGACCCCGAGCUGUGGCCAGAGCCAGAAGAGUUCAAACCCGAGAGAUUUAGUAAAGAGAACAAGCAGAGCAUCACCCCGUACACUUACCUGCCGUUCGGUGUCGGACCGAGGAACUGUCUGGGGAUGCGAUUUGCUCUGGUGAUCCUUAAACUGGGUUUGGUGGAAGUUUUGCAGAACUACAGCUUCUCAAUCUGCGAAGAGACAGAGAUCCCUUUGCAGAUGAGUCCUUCAGGCCUCCUCGGACCACUAAGACCGAUCAAACUAAAGCUGGUGACGCGUUCCAUCGCCUCGGAAAAUGUGGAGUGCAACUAGGGAGGAAGGAUUUGUCCCUCGAGAUUGAACUAACCUCCCAAUUUCUUAAUUUACUGACAAUGCUACAUGAAUUGUUUUUAAUUUCUAUCAGACGUGAUCUGAUCUGAAACACGCAUAAUGACGGUCAAUCAUGUUGAUCUAUGGAGAAAAGUUAGACUUUAUGUUUGCAUAAUGUCCAUGGAUUGUGGCUAGAUAGUUUUGAAUAUCAAAACAUUAAUUAAUAAUCUUUUUUUAUGGUAACGAUCCAAUUAUGUUAUCUUCCAAAUUUAGUGAUGAUUGGAUAGAACAGGUGGUUGCCUGAUGUGUCCAGGUGCAGAUACAUAAUGCCAAUAUUAAGUUGUUGCCAACAAAUUAGACAGAAAAUCGCUGAUCUAAAAUGAAGAUUUACUUAAGACAAAUGUAUUAAUCACUUAAAUAAAUAAAUAAAUCAAAAUAAGCAAGCUAA
Messenger RNA from Scophthalmus maximus (turbot), 2301 nucleotides. RefSeq names its product cytochrome P450 3A40-like. Bases 537 to 1856 code for a protein of 439 amino acids. Lineage: Eukaryota; Metazoa; Chordata; Actinopteri; Pleuronectiformes; Scophthalmidae. Gene Ontology annotation, molecular function: heme binding; iron ion binding; steroid hydroxylase activity. The record is from RefSeq and is a predicted model, not a curated record. The transcript is spliced from 13 exons.